Microcebus murinus (gray mouse lemur) is the source of this 6905-nucleotide messenger RNA. It is a transcript of the gene ELAPOR2, whose product is annotated as endosome-lysosome associated apoptosis and autophagy regulator family member 2. NCBI's taxonomy places the organism in Eukaryota, Metazoa, Chordata, Mammalia, Primates, Cheirogaleidae. Gene Ontology annotation, biological process: positive regulation of BMP signaling pathway. The record is from RefSeq and is a predicted model, not a curated record. Gene Ontology annotation, cellular component: membrane.
GGGAGCACCGGCGCCGGCUGCCCGGGCCGCGAGCGCAGCCGAGCUGUCAGCGGGCGGACGGGCAGGGGGCGAGGGAGCCGCGAGCCGAGCGCGCAGCCCUCGCGGCCGGGAGCCGGAGCCGCCGCCCACCGGCGAGGAGGCCGCCUUCCUGCGCGCCCGCCGCCCGCGGGGGCACGAAGAUGCUGCUCCUCGCCCCGGGGCCGGCGCGGGGCGGGGGCCGGGGGCGGCCGGCGGGGCUUCCCCGCCGCGGGCGCUCGCCGCCCUGGAGCCCCGCCUGGAUUUGCUGCUGGGCGCUCGCCGGCUACCAGGCGGCCUGGGCUGGGGACCUGCCCUCCGUUUCCAGCCGCCCGCUUCCUCCUUGCCAGGAGAAAGAUUACCACUUUGAAUAUACGGAAUGUGAUAGCAGUGGCUCCAGGUGGAGAGUUGCCAUUCCAAACUCUGCAGUGGACUGCUCUGGCCUGCCUGACCCAGUGAGAGGCAAAGAAUGCACUUUCUCCUGUGCUUCUGGAGAGUAUCUAGAAAUGAAGAACCAGGUAUGCAGUAAGUGUGGUGAAGGCACCUACUCCCUGGGCAGUGGCAUCAAAUUUGAUGAGUGGGAUGAAUUGCCAGCAGGAUUUUCCAACAUUGCAACUUUCAUGGACACUGUGGUGGGUCCUUCUGACAGCAGGCCCGACGGCUGUAACAACUCUUCUUGGAUCCCUCGUGGAAACUACAUAGAGUCUAACCGUGAUGACUGCACGGUAUCUUUGAUCUAUGCUGUGCACCUUAAGAAGUCAGGUUAUGUCUUCUUUGAGUACCAGUAUGUCGACAACAACAUCUUCUUUGAGUUCUUUAUUCAAAAUGAUCAGUGCCAGGAGAUGGACACCACCACUGACAAGUGGGUAAAACUCACAGACAAUGGAGAAUGGGGCUCUCAUUCUGUAAUGCUGAAGUCAGGCACAAACAUUCUAUACUGGAGAACUACAGGAAUCCUUAUGGGUUCUAAAGCUGUGAAGCCUGUGUUGGUAAAAAAUAUCACAAUUGAAGGGGUGGCAUACACAUCCGAAUGCUUUCCGUGCAAGCCAGGCACUUUCAGCAACAAACCUGGUUCGUUCUCCUGUCAAGUAUGUCCCAGAAACACCUAUUCUGAGAAAGGAGCCAAAGAAUGCAUAAGGUGUAAAGAGGAUUCCCAAUUUUCAGAGGAAGGAUCCAGUGAAUGUAUAGAGCGCCCUCCCUGUACCACAAAAGACUAUUUCCAGAUCCACACUCCAUGUGAUGAAGAAGGAAAGACUCAGAUAAUGUACAAAUGGAUAGAGCCCAAAAUCUGCCGGGAGGAUGCCACAGAUGCUAUUAGAUUGCCCCCUUCUGGAGAGAAGAAGGAUUGUCCACCUUGCAACCCUGGAUUUUAUAACAAUGGAUCAUCUUCUUGCCAUCCCUGCCCUUCUGGAACAUUUUCAGAUGGAACAAAAGAAUGCAGACCGUGUCCAGCCGGAACGGAGCCUGCUCUUGGCUUUGAAUAUAAAUGGUGGAAUGUCCUCCCUGGCAACAUGAAAACUUCCUGCUUCAAUGUUGGGAAUUCAAAGUGUGAUGGAAUGAAUGGUUGGGAGGUGGCUGGAGAUCAUAUCCAGAGUGGGGCUGGAGGUUCUGAUAAUGAUUACCUGAUCUUAAACUUGCAUAUCCCAGGAUUUAAACCACCUACAUCUAUGACUGGAGCCAUGGGUUCUGAACUAGGAAGAAUAACCUUUGUCUUUGAGACCCUGUGUUCAGCAGACUGUGUUCUGUACUUCAUGGUGGAUAUUAAUAGAAAAAGUACCAAUGUGGUGGAAUCAUGGGGUGGAACCAAGGAAAAACAAGCUUACACCCACAUCAUCUUCAAGAAUGCAACAUUUACAUUCACAUGGGCAUUCCAGAGAACUAAUCAGGGUCAAGAUAAUAGACGGUUCAUCAAUGACAUGGUGAAGAUCUAUUCUAUCACAGCCACUAAUGCAGUUGAUGGGGUGGCAUCCUCCUGCCGUGCCUGUGCCCUCGGUUCUGAACAGUCGGGCUCAUCGUGUGUCCCCUGCCCCCCAGGCCACUACAUUGAGAAAGAGACCAACCAGUGCAAGGAAUGUCCACUGGACACCUACCUGUCCAUACAUCAGGUCUAUGGCAAAGAGGCUUGUAUUCCAUGCGGGCCUGGGAGUAAAAGCACUCAGGACCACUCGGUUUGCUAUAGUGACUGCUUUUUCUACCAUGAAAAAGAAAAUCAGAGUUUGCACUAUGACUUUAGCAACCUCAGCAGUGUGGGCUCGUUCAUGAAUGGUCCCAGCUUCACCUCCAAAGGAACAAAAUACUUCCAUUUCUUCAAUAUCAGUUUAUGUGGGCAUGAGGGGAAGAAGAUGGCUCUCUGCACCAACAAUAUAACAGACUUUACAGUAAAGGAAAUAGUGGCAGGGUCGGAUGAUUACACAAACUUGGUAGGAGCAUUUGUGUGCCAGUCAACUAUUAUUCCUUCUGAAAGUAAGGGUUUCCGAGCAGCCUUAUCAUCACAAUCCAUCAUACUGGCAGAUACAUUUUUAGGAGUAACAGUUGAAAGCACAUUGCAAAAUAUUAAUAUAAAAGAAGAUAUGUUUCCAGUUCCAUCAAGCCAAAUACCAGAUGUGCAUUUCUUUUAUAAGUCUUCCACAACUACAACAUCUUGUAUUAAUGGCCGGUCAACUGCUGUGAAAAUGAGGUGUAAUCCUGCUAAACCCGGAGCGGGAGUGAUUUCAGUCCCCAGCAAGUGCCCAGCAGGCACUUGUGAUGGGUGUGCAUUCUAUUUCCUGUGGGAGAGUGCUGAAGCUUGCCCCCUGUGCACGGAGCAUGACUUCCACGAGAUUGAGGGAGCCUGCAAGAGAGGAUUUCAGGAAACCUUAUAUGUAUGGAAUGAACCUAAAUGGUGCAUUAAAGGAAUUUCUUUGCCUGAGAAAAAGUUGUCAACCUGCGAAACUGUUGACUUUUGGCUGAAAGUGGGAGCAGGUGUGGGAGCUUUCACGGCUGUUUUGCUGGUGGCUCUGACUUGCUACUUCUGGAAAAAGAAUCAAAAACUGGAGUACAAAUAUUCCAAGUUAGUAAUGACAACUAAUUCAAAAGAGUGUGAACUCCCAGCUGCAGACAGUUGUGCUAUCAUGGAAGGAGAAGAUAAUGAAGAGGAAGUUGUAUAUUCCAAUAAACAGUCACUACUAGGAAAACUCAAAUCCUUGGCAACAAAGGAAAAAGAAGACCAUUUUGAAUCUGUUCAACUGAAGUCCUCAAGAUCCCCAAAUAUAUGAAGAGACAGUGCUGUAGCCUUCAGACUGAUGAACAGAGAAACCUGCUCUCGUUUUAUAGGACCAUAUUUUAGGGCCGGUCCUCACACCUGUCACGCUGGUGAUCUCACUGAGGAGGGCCAUGCUGCUGAAAAGGGAAGGAGGUUGAAAUGUUCGAUUGCCUUAUCACAUGGUCAAGUACCUUGCCAAAAAAGGAAAGCAAAUGAUUUGGGUCUCAACUGAAGAUGAAACUCAACUCAGGAAGAGAUUUAUCUGUAUAUACACAUAACUGAAAACCAAGUUUAAGCCCACCAGUGCACUGCUGAUGCAUGCCAUAUAAUUAAUGGGUAACUUUUAUUCUUUAUAAUGUCUACAUAAAAAAGUGUGCUUUGGAGGGCAGAUAUUAACAUAUGCGUUGUGAUCCCAUUUAUGUUUUUUCUUUAUAUUUUGGGAAAGAUUUGAAAAAAAUUUUAAGGUAUAGUUAUUUUUCCCAUUAUUUAUUUUCCUGAGAGACCUUAAAACAGCUUUUCUAUUAAAAAUGGGGAGCAACAAAAGACAAUAAAUUUUUCUUUUUUUCCAUAAGUUUAUCUUCUCUUGAUUUCAGAAGCUUAAAUGAUCAGUAAUAUUUUAGGAAGAGUUAGCAUGUGCUGAAAUUGUCUAAACUUAGAAUCGCCUUUGAAAUUCCAUCGUUGUUGAAAUUGGUAAGAAGGGCUUGACUGGAAGUUCGAAGGAGCCUUAAAUAAACAAACAAAAGGCAAGAAGCAGCCUUGAUUGUCCAUUAAUACAAACAAGCUGGUACUAUCAUAGAAGUCAAAUGGCUUUAAACAGUUGAUGUAGUGCUUCAGUAUGAUUUAAAGUGAGUGGGAAAGUCUGUUUAUCAAAUCGCUGGCAAUAUCAUGAAGAAGAAAGUGGGAUGGCUUGUCUAUAAGUACAGACAACUGUACAAAGGUAUUGGGUAAUUUCAUGGUCUCCAGAAAAUGUCAGUGGGGCAUGUGCCCUAUGUCAAGCACUAGAGGUUAUAUGGUUAUUUUUCUUCUACAAUACUUUGAGGAUUAUGACUUUCUUGAAAGUUUUUUUUUAAGCCAAUAAGGCAGGAAUUUAAUUGUGGAAAAUUGCAUAUAAUUGUAUUCAUAAUAAGAAUAUGGUUGUACCAUAAGCAAUUAUGAAAUAAGUGUUGGUCCUAUUCAAAAGUAAUCCAGAUAAUUGUGAUAUUUCCUAUGAAUACAAUAACAGGUAACUAGUAUUAUCUCAACUUGGAUAUUAUUUGUUGAAUGAAGUUUGAAUGCAUUUGACUAAUUUUGCUAACUUUGUGUAAACCUUAAUUGUUUUAGAACUGAAAAAGAAGGGAGUUUCCUGGUCAUUGAUGAUCUAAGGUGCUCUGGCUUGUUUCCAAUAAAGAGUAAUCUUUAUAGAUCUUAAUUCAGAUUUUUAAAAAGACUCUUGAUUGGCUGAGAGAGGCAGGGCAUAUGAGUAGGGUUAGUUGACAGGUUUUCCCCAAGCAUUUCAAUGAAGUAUGACUUGUAACUUUUGAUCUGCAGGUGAUUUCUUUAUUUUUAUGGAAAAUGGAAGAAAAAUGAAUAAUCCUGUUUAUUUGGCUGGUGGGUAAAACACUAGACCAUCCUGUUAUUAUUGAAUGAAUGUUUGUUUUAUAUAUAUUUCUACUGUUAACGUAUACGAGUGAGGUUACCAUUCUUGUUUGUUGUGAAAUUCAGGGAGGGUGUCACUUCGCAUAAGCCUUUUUUUAUUUUUUGCAUUUUAUUUCUUGAGUCUUUUUUAUGAAGAAGAAAUUAUUUUGGCCUUGUUACCACUGUUACCCUGCUAACAGAGUGCUGACGAGCCUUUUCUCAUCUUGAUCAAAAUUUAAACAGAAGAUUGGAAAUACAUUUGAAAUGCACCCUUUCAGAGGAGCCUUGGCAAAGUUGUCUAGACUGGACAGAGCCAGAAAAUUUCCACCUGUCACCUCUGUCUUCAUCUUCAGCUGUGCUCAAUGCGUAUGUUCCAAGCCAUGGAGAUAAUUGGGAUUUGCUCCCAGGUAGCUUCUUUCUUCUCCUGUCACUGGACUUAAAAUCUCUGACAUGUCAAAAAUGCCUUAAAUUUUAAUGAACUCUCUGAAAAUGUAGUUGAUAUUGAAGAAUUUAUUUUAUUUCUAAUUUUAGAUCUUAAAUGGAUUUUUGUCAGCUCAGUCUCAUCUUUGGAAAGGAGCUGACUUUUUCCUUUGGAUUCCAGUGGUUUGUCAUUUUAUUCCAAGCACAGAAGAAGCAUGGCAGAAAGAAUAUUAUGAGGAAAAUAUUCAGACCAAUCCUGGCUAUAAAAUUCACUUUAGUUUUAUGUCUGGCCUUUGCAAAGCUCAGUGAAAUGUUGAAAGGCAUAAACAAAUUAAUCAUAUUUCUGUGACUUUUAAUUGACAUUUGUUGUUCCUUUUUCCCCAUAAAUGGGAGAAGAAGAGGUUAUUUGUUAUUUUUCUAAAAGGCACAGUUUUAAAGCCUUAAAUACUUCAUUAAGUCAACUGUCACCUAUAAUAUCUCUUAGCACUCUGUCAAAACGUAUUUAAACCAGUUUUCUGCUGGAUGAGAACAUGUCUUCUAUGGAUAAAUUAAUAUCAUGCCAUUUAACAAUGUUGAUCAAUUUGAUAUGUGUUCACUUGAUUAAAAAGUCUGAAUUUUAUUAUUGUUGAUUUCCUCCCCCCCUCUUUAGUUACUAGUAAUGAAAUCCUUUCUAGGAUUAAAAAUAUUUCAUAGUAUUUUUGUGUAGAUGUCUGUCCUUAUUUUCUUUCCAAAGAAAAAGGAGGUUUAAAUUGGUUUUGUGGAAGAAUUGCUCGAAUGCAGUCAUUUACCAUCUGGGGUCUCCAGGUCCCCAGGUGGUGGGUCGUGAUUGACUGUGUGUCUUCAAGACCCAUCUGGCCAAAUGUCAUUUGAUGUCUAACGAUAGAGCUGCUUCCGUUGGCUCAUGGUAAUUUCUAAUGGGAGGCUAAUGUAUAGAUCAUUUAUCUCUUCCUCAUUAAAAUAAAUUUCCUGGGAUUUGAGGUGGGAAGAUAACUCCAUUGGCCAAGUUUAAAGUCAGGGUACUGCUCGCAUUUAUCUUUUUACACCAACGAUAUGUAGAGUAGAUUUCAGAGGACUUAAAACGCCCUCACAUGUAUUUUAUAGUAGUGAACAUUAUCCCAGGUUUAUAGGCCCAAGUCCUAAGUUAAGGUUGUCCUAAAGUAUAGGUCCUAAAGGGAGUAAACCUUUCAAAAAUCUCAAUACCUCUCUCAUUCUUUGGAAACUAAAAUGGAGUUUGCCUUCACAGUAACUGGCUACAGAUUAUUCUUUUUCUGGAUUUUAUUUAUUUUAGUUUAACACUUUUAGAUGAGUUCCUUUAGGAUCAUAAAUGGAAGAAGUAAAACUUUAAGAUGGGGAUGUGUAUUUAAAAAGAAAAUUACUAUUAAUAUUAUAAUUGAUAUUAAUUUAUGUUACUGUUGCACUUGUCUUGAUCAGAGGCUGGCAAACUCUUUUUUUUUUUUAAAGGGUCAGAUAGUAAUAUGUUUUUGGCUUUGCAGGGCAUGUGGUCUCUGUUGCAUCUACUCAACUCUGCCAUUGUAGCAUGAAAGCAGUCACAGACUAUAUGUAGAUGAAUGGGUGUGGCUGCAUUCCAAUUAAACUGUAUUUAUGGACACUGAAA